CAUAUACAUUAUAGCAGAAGAAUUAAGAAAUAGGAAAUUAAAUCCUAACCUCAAAUAAAAAUGAAACAGUAAAUAGUUUUAUUUUCCAGUAUAUUAUAAAUCUAAGGAUUAAAAUGACCUUAUUUAUUAAGCAUUAUAAGCCUGGCGCUGUAUUUAAUACACAGCUACUAUGGCGUUUAAAUUCAACGGUAGCGGAAAAUCUAAAUAAAGGCGAAGAUGAUGAAGAAUUCAGAGUUUUGGAUAUUUUAAAGAAAAAAGAUAAACAACAGAGGCGAGUAGCGCGAAGAUCUGAUGUGAUGCCCGACAGGUCUGAGAAAAUGCCCACAGAUCAGAAUUGGGGCAACGUCUGGCCAGGGCCGCGUUCCUUCCACCCAUCGUCAGUGCCUCUACCGAUUCGGCAAGGUUACGUCCCCAAGGGCCAAGUCCCACCAGGCAAGAAGGCAAACGCGGAGUUGAUGAAAAUACCAAACUUUCUGCACCUCACGCCACCAGUGAUUAAAUCCCAGUGUGAAGCGAUCAAGAAAUAUUGCACGGAAUGGCCGAAAUUGCUCAACUCGGAAGAAACAAUCGAAAAACACUAUCCAAUAGAAGUCAUAACUUCCGAUUACUGCCACGCGAGUCCAACUAUUCGCAAUCCGUUAGCAAGAAUUGUGACGCUACGAAUAAAAUUGUCAAAUUUAAACCUUGAUAAGCAUGCAAGGGACAAGUUUUUGAGAUUAGUCGGCGAUAGAUAUGAUCCGGCUACUGAUUUAGUUACAAUCACAGCGGACCGAUGUCCAAUGAGGAAACAAAAUUUGGAUUAUGUAAAUUACUUGCUCACAGCGGUGUACCAUGAGUCCUGGUCAUACGAAGAAUGGGAGAAGGAAAAAACAGAAGAUGAUAUGGAGUAUUAUGUAUGGGAUAAUAAUGUAUCGAAGAGGAAUUUAGUUGAUUGGUAUUUAAGAGUUAAUAAUGAUGUAAAAACACUCUCCGAUGAAGAAUAUAAAAGCUAUGAUGUUUCAACGAUACCCAAUGCAGAGGAAUAUAAAACAGCAGUUUCAGAUUUAUACAAUGAAGGUGAAAAUGAUGUAACGUUAGGGAAUUAUGAUGUGGCUGUUAGAAAACUGUUAGGGUUGCCAGAGAAGAAAGUUGUUAAUUAAAUUGUAUUAAUAAAUAGUUGUAAUAGCA
Zerene cesonia (dogface butterfly) is the source of this 1167-nucleotide messenger RNA. RefSeq names its product 28S ribosomal protein S35, mitochondrial (gene mRpS35). Gene Ontology annotation, biological process: mitochondrial translation. Gene Ontology annotation, molecular function: structural constituent of ribosome. NCBI's taxonomy places the organism in Eukaryota, Metazoa, Arthropoda, Insecta, Lepidoptera, Pieridae. The coding region runs from base 114 to 1139 and encodes 341 amino acids. The record is from RefSeq and is a predicted model, not a curated record. Gene Ontology annotation, cellular component: mitochondrial small ribosomal subunit. The transcript is spliced from 2 exons.